Molecule: messenger RNA, 904 nt
Organism: Umbelopsis ramanniana AG
Lineage: Eukaryota; Fungi; Mucoromycota; Umbelopsidomycetes; Umbelopsidales; Umbelopsidaceae
Exons: 2
Coding region: 107-799 (230 amino acids)
Source: RefSeq, a predicted model, not a curated record
CGCCGUCGCUAGCUGCGCCAAAGGUGGGGUAUAUAAAUUCCAAGUCUUGCGUAAUACACGAAGCACUAUUCUUUCCCAUCUAUCUUUGUCGAUCCGAAACCGCACCAUGUCGCUAACUUUGUUAGAAAUCAAAUUGAACAGUGAAGAUUUGCGACUGUGGUCGCCAAAUACGUGGAAGACGCGAUUUUCGCUGAAUAUCAAGGGUUUGUCGUAUGAUACAGAGUUCCAUUCAUUCGUCGAGAUAAACAAGAAAUUAGAGAAUAUUGCACCCGGUAUUCCGGAAAACAAAGUUCCAGUGCUUAUUCAUGAUGGAAAGGCAGUUCAAGAGUCAUAUGAAAUUGCAAAGUAUCUUGAUCGCCAAUUCCCCAAACCAUCUCUUCUGCACAGUCAAGAAGGUGUGCAUCGCUAUCUGACCGCUCACAUAGAAACGGAACUUGCGCCGCUCAUCUCUAAAAUGGUUGGGCUGAAAGUUUAUGAAAACUUGGACGAGGAAAACAAGGAGUAUUAUAGAAGCAGUCGCGAAGCAAGAUACAAGGACACACUGGAAAAUUUUGCCGGUGAUCAAGAGGACAACUUUAAUAAUUUCGUUAAAAAGUUUCAAUUGAUCGAACGAAUGCUUGGCCAAUUUGUGUGGAUCAGCGGCAGUGAGCUCGGCUGGGCAGACAUUGUUACAGCAUCCUGGCUCAUAUUUUUUGAAACCUUCCAGCCUGAACGACACAAUCAACUACUCGAAAUAUACCCUAAUGCAGCAAAUUGGCAGAAGAAGAUGAAUCAAUAUAAACAGACGAACAAUCAGUGAAUUAUAAUGGUGGCAACAUGGGCGAAAAAGGGUUAUAAUUGAUGCAUUCAAGCUCUUAAAUAUCAUCUAUUCAACAUCGUCUUCAAAAGAGUUUGUUAGCGACGU